Molecule: messenger RNA, 5141 nt
Organism: Tupaia belangeri chinensis (Chinese tree shrew)
Lineage: Eukaryota; Metazoa; Chordata; Mammalia; Scandentia; Tupaiidae
Product: spermatogenesis-associated protein 31E1-like
Source: RefSeq, a predicted model, not a curated record
UCAGGGCUCAGUUGCCUGAGAGCAACAGUGCAAUUCAGAUGGAGAAUCUUCUAGAUUCAGAUGGAGAAUCUUCUCUUCCCUCUGAAAAGCGUUAGUGCCACAUGGCUGAGCCCCAGCUCCACUGCCUGGGUGAUAGAUGUCACCCUUGGCAUCCUGUGUGGGCUGGGGCUCUUCCUCCUGCUCUGUCUUUUCCUCCAGAGCAAGCCACCCUCGGGGAAAAAGAGAACCGUCAGAGAGCAUCUACUGCAGAAGAAGGGGAGGAGCAAGAGCAGAAAGGCCAGCGUUCUGAAAGCUUGCAGAGACUGCCGGAAAGACCUGGAGGAGGUUCGGGAACUGAGUUUUCUUCUGAGAAGCCACAUGGGGAAGCUUCUUGUCACGGGUGGCUUCCAUCAAGGCCCCCCAGAUGAGGAGCGCAGACCAGCACCUGCCAGAGUCCACCGGCCAUGUGGGAAGCAAGUGCAAGAUGCUUCUCUCUCGCCCCCAUCGGCUCCCCUGGACCCUCUGACCGAGUGCCGUCUGCCUGUGGCCCCCACUCUGUCACCAGGACCAGUGACCUCCCCAGUUCCUGCUGGUUUGCAUUCACCCCUGGGUGGCUCUCUGACACCAGAGCCUCAUAUUCCUCCAGAACGCCCUUCACCCUGGCCUUGUGCCCCUUCCCCUCCCCCACCGUGCCCUCCUGAUCCCGUGGCCUGCCCCCCAUCUCUGCCAGCCCCCAACAUGGCUGCUCCUCAGUGUGACCUCACAGCCUUCCCACUGGGCAUGGUCUCCCCAGAACACCCCUCACUCCCACUUUGCUCUCCCUCCUCUUCCCCACCCUCUUCCCCUGACCCUGUGGACUGGCCCCCACCUCCUCCAGUCCCCAGCAUGGCUGCUGCCCAGUGUGGCCCCAUGGACUUCUCACUGGGCACAAUCCCUCCAGAACACUCAUCACUCCAACCUUGUGCCCCUUCUCCUCCUCCACCCUCUUCCCCUGACCCUGUGGACUGGCCCCCACCUCCUCCAGUCCCCAGCAUGGCUGCUGCUCAGUGUGACCCCACAGCCUUCCCACUGGGCACAAUCCCUCCAGAACACCCCUCACUCCAACCUUGUCCCCCCUCCCCUCCCCCACCCUCUCCCCCUGACCCUGUGGACUGGCCCCCACCUCCUCCAGUCCCCAGCAUGGCUGCUGCUCAGUGUGACCCCACAGCCUUCCCACUGGGCACAAUCCCUCCAGAACACCCCUCACUCCAACCUUGUGCCCCUUCUCCUCCUCCACCCUCUCCCCCUGACCCUGUGGACUGGCCCCCACCUCCUCCAGUCCCCAGCAUGGCUGCUGCCCAGUGUGGCCCCACAACCUUCCCACUGGACACAGUCCCCCCAGAACACCCCUCACUCCAACCUUGUGCACCUUCCUCUCCAUCAUGCCCCCCUGAUCCCGUGGCCUGCCCCCUACCUCUGCCAACCCCGAGCACGGCAUCUCCUCAGUGUGGCCCCACGGCCUUCCCACUGGGCACAGCCCCACAAAACUUGUCUGCACAGAGCAACCGCUGGUUGACCUCGCCUGUCCCAGCAAUCUCUGGCCUUGGCAGCUCGAGCUGCCCCAUCUCAGCUCUCUCCUGGUGGCAGACAGCUGUCGGAGCAUGGGGCCUGUCUGCCUCAUCACACAGCAAACCCCAGCAAGAGCAGCUUUCUCACCACCCACAAGAGGCACCACUGUGGGCGGGUGCCAUGCACAGGCAGGCGGAGGCUGGCAGUGCCCCCUCCAUCAGCCCUGCUGUGCAAACAGUGCUGGAGAUGCUGAUCACCAAGAGAACCCGGAAGCUGUGGGAGGAGAAGGCAGGGGUGGGGCUAGAACGCGCCCUGGACCCUCUCGGGAGUGUGUUGAAGUCACUGGGGGACAGAAAGGACACCACCACCCCACAGCCCUGCUGGGACAGCAAAGACGACCCAGAACAGCCAUCUGCUCCUCAGCAGCUCCCUUACUCCAAGGUCGUGGGGACUGACUUACAGCAGAAAUACAGCCAGCUCUUUUGGGGUCUCCCCUUUCUGCACAGCGAGUCCCUGGUGGCUGCUGUCAGGGCCCCUGGUUCUCCACCAGGGUUUCCCUGUGUCUUUUUCAAUGGACUCUCGAACUCCUUCCCGGUACAGGGUCCAUCUAAACUACCUCCACACUUUUUCCCACCCCGGCCACUGGCCCGCCGUGCGGCCCAACCCCAACCUUUGACUCAGACCCUGUCUCGGCCUUAUCCCCCACCUCUGGCUCCAGCCCAGGCCCAUCUCCUGCCAUGCUAUUCACCUCCAUUUAGGGCCGCUGGGCCAUCUUGCUCUGCCCUCCAGAAGGAGGGCCAAUUUUUUAUCCCAAGUGCUGUUCGACACCUGGAACAUCACCUUUUGAAAAAGCUAAAGGAAACCAGGAGAGCUUUACCUUCUGUGGUCAGAAAGUCUCAGAAAGUCUCUAGCCAGCUCCCUCCCAACAGCAGGGCCUACCAGGGCUGCAACCCCAUCUCUGACCUCCCAGAAGGCUUCACUGGUCUGAAGCUCCAGGACCAGCUGGAGCAACACCUUCAACAAAAGUUCAUACCACACCAGUAUGGACUGCCCCACAAGACCCAGCUCACUCCCGGUCGCUCACUGAUGCAGCCCUGGUGCAAACUGCCGAGGACUGUUCAAGCCCAGGGCAAGUGUGGGCCCUCCUGGCCCCUGGUGUCCACAGGUGACAGCAGCCAGAAGAUACAGAUGAUGUGGUCUGGGAACCCAGAAGAGUUCCAACCCGGGGAGAACUCAGGCCAGGAUCUGGGGCACUGUUGGGGGCCAGUCCUGAAAGCCUCACCCAGAGGUCCAGAAAGCUCCCUAGUGAGGACCCCAGCUAGCACUGCGAGGCUGACAGAACGGGACUCGAGGCUCCCCACAAGUGAGGCAGAAAGCAUCUCAUCAAGGAGCCCGGACAAGAAGCAUCUAGAAGACGUUCUCGAAGUGUACCUGAGCAGGGAGCUGGAGCACAGGGAUGACAGCGGGCUCCCCACGGGGGCUCCUCACUCCAGGCUGGCUUCUGGCCAUGACUGCGUCCUGCCUGAAAACUUCCAUACUCCUAUGGAAACUGGAAUUCCAGCAUCCUCGCAUGAUGGGGAAUCCUGUGAGAAAACCUUGCAGGAGCUUCCUCCCCUAGAUCGAGGCGUGCAGCAGGUGCUGGAAGGCGACUUUCAGAGCAUUCAGAGGGGGGACCCACCGCCGCCUGUCCUCAAGUCCAUGAAUCUUAAGUUGAGAACGACUCAACCCCUGCCCCUUCCUCAUCUCGCCUUUCCCUCCUUGGACACCCAUGGAUCUGGGGCCAACCCGACAGCCAAGGUAGUCAGUUUCCCCAGAGAACCUUCUGGGAGGACUCCAGGACAGAUGGCGACGGAGGCAGCCUCCACGCUGAAAACAGUUCCCCCUGCUGCCCCGCCUGCAAGUAAGGAAGUCCAGGACACCCUGAGCCAGGCACCCUCUGGGCCCUCGGAGGCCUCUCCCAUGAGACAGAGGGCCGGGUGUCCUUCCCAGCCCCUCACAGGCUUUGAAUGCAGAGCCCAGCACAGUAAGCCUGUCUCAGGGGCUGGGAGAGCCAGCCCAGAGCUAAGCCCAGGUCCAGCCCUGGCCAGGGGUGGGCCACAACAGGGGAGUGAGCGUGGCGCCAGCAGCAGAAUGACGCUGGAGUCCAGGGGAGAACCCUGCUCAUCGAUAGCCAGGGGGAUCGAGGAGACAGUGAAGGCUAACGAGGGGACGACCCCUACCUGGAGGCUUCAUCCUGGGGACCAGUCACCCCAAGCCGUCUCGGGAGCCCAUGUGGUGGCAAGCUCCCCAGCUGCAAAUGUCACUCUGUGUGGGUCAGGGUCUCAGCAGACCAGAAAAGGCCCCCCACUGUCUAGAAGCCUUUGUGCCCUCAAACCCCUCGGGUCAUUGAGGGCUGUCCCCCGACAAUGCCCGGUGGUCUGCCUGGAGGAACAGAUCAUUGACGAGUCUGAACAAGAAGAGGAUUUAUGCUCAGAGGGCCAGCCUGAAGACCCUGCCCUCGACACCCUCCUUCCUGGCUGUGUCAUUGGCACACCCCCUCGCACGAGCACUCCUGAGGUGCUCCUGCACAGGGACAUGUCUGCACCCCCUCAGACCGCUCUGCCCAGCUUCCUGAGCCUCAGCAGCAGUAGCACAUCGGCUUCCUCAGAGCCAAGUGACCUCUCUGGAAGGGCAAGGAGCAGCCAGGGGCAGCAGGCGCCCAGCCCCCCAAAACUUCAGCACCAACUGAAGAGUCAGACCAAGAUGUCUUGCCCUCCUGAGAACAGUGGGGGCUGUAGAAGGCCCAGGCCAGGAGGGCAGGAACGAAGUCUGGUGGGACCUCAGUGCCCCCAGGCCACCCGACACCAGGCAGGUGGAACAAGCCACCCUGCACCAGGCAGGCAGGCAGAAGAGCUUCAAAGAAGCAAGCCCUCCCCGGUGCUGCCGCACAGAGGGAGAGCUCCUGCAGAAAACUCCUUUGGGAACAAGAUAAAGCAAUUUCUACAAAAGGUUUUCCUGGAUAAGGAUAAAGAGACAAGGCAGGAAAAACCCUUGCAGAAAGGCCCAGCUGCAAGGGCCCCUGCUCUGGGUCCACAGCAAGUCACAGACAUGUGGCCCACAGACAAGGAGGUGGCUAAAGCCUAUGCGCUCACAACUGCCAUUGACCAGAUUCUGGAGACCAAGCUUUCUAUCUGCAAGGCGAGCUCACACAGAGAGGAACUCCAGGUCUGUGGGGGUGCUCAUUCCUCUUCCUCAGAGCAAAGGAGACAGGUGAGUGCUGCCAGCUGCAGUCACCACACUGCCCCCAGGGGCCACAGCUGUCCCAUCAAGAGCUGCUGGAUCCAAGACAAGGACAGCAAGGGGGCCUCACCUGCCAGGCAGCCCGUGUACCCAGCCAGGCGCCAGCCGCAUGGGCCAUGGAGGCCAGCAGGCUUGGGCCGUCCUGUCCACUGUCCUAGACACUGUCUCCUACAGAGAAGGAUCUUAUCUGGCCCACCGGAGCAACUUCGUCAUGCUGUCCCUGCUGGGGGAACGCACUUACCCAGAUAACCGCAGCCCACAUCUCACGUGAGCACAACCUGUGUGCCAAUGCUCACUCCCACCCAUUCCUUGAUUCCUAAUACACAUGUUUGCUC